AUGGGAACUCUUGGCAUUGGUGACAUCCUGCAAGUGACAGUGGAAUUUCACCCUCUGCAGACUGGGGAUCAUUCUGGAUCCCUGGUAGUGCAUUAUGACACAGCUGUGGGCUCCUGCUUCACCUUUCUGCCCCAGCAGGGCAUCAUUCCACCAGAUGGGCUCCAAGCCAUCAGCAUCUCCUUCCGAACCACCAUCCCAGGGGAGUUCAAGGAAGAAUUCCAUUUCAAUGUGGCUGAAUGCCCUAAGCCUGUGACCUUGACUAUCAGAUGCUGUGCUGAGCACAGGGUGCCGUUGCCUCCUCUGUCUUUAAAAAACAACUGCUGCCUGCCACUCAGCAUUGUGCUGGACUUGAAGAAGCCAUUCCUAAUCUGUGAUGUGGACCAGCAGCCCCUCCCUGAAGAUGCUCAGCCCAUAAAACUGGACAAAGGGGAGGAAAUUCAUCUCCACAUCCAAUUUAACCCGGCUUAUAAAAAGGAUUUGUAUAGCUGGGUAGCAGAGAAGACACUGAACAUGCAGUUCAUGGAGCACCCCCAUGAGGAGCAGAUCACCAUUCGGGGAGAAGUCUACUUCCCAAACCUCCACAUCCAGGCCAAGGCCCUGGACUUUGGCUACAUCAUAAAUGGCACUGAACAAGUGGAUUGUGUGGCAAUGACCAAUUGCAGCCCAAUCCCUGUCCACUACCACUGGUCCUUCCAGACAGACAGCCAGGUGAACACCAUAAGUGAUCAGCAGGUUCUGCUGGGGCUCUAG
Molecule: messenger RNA, 750 nt
Organism: Lepidothrix coronata (blue-crowned manakin)
Lineage: Eukaryota; Metazoa; Chordata; Aves; Passeriformes; Pipridae
Product: hydrocephalus-inducing protein homolog
Exons: 8
Coding region: 1-750 (249 amino acids)
Biological process (GO): axonemal central apparatus assembly; cilium movement
Cellular component (GO): axoneme
Source: RefSeq, a predicted model, not a curated record